This is a messenger RNA of Nerophis lumbriciformis (worm pipefish), 4122 nucleotides long. The record is from RefSeq and is a predicted model, not a curated record. Lineage: Eukaryota; Metazoa; Chordata; Actinopteri; Syngnathiformes; Syngnathidae.
AUGACAGGUAUUAUGUGUCCUGAGGAUGAACGGCAGAGUCAACCUCUUGGCUGCAGCUCCUCAGCCAAGCUGGGUCUGACUCUGACUUGUGGGGAUCUGGAUGGCUCUCAUGAAGUCUCAAAGACCAUCUGGACCAGCACUGGACUUAACAUAACCCCUCAAGUUGAAAUCCAUUGUCCAUGUAAUGUUGACGACAACGACAAAGGGUUUGGAUCGUUCGUGAAGAGACUGAUGGAUGCUGAAGGCGCCAUCGUCGUUGCAGCGGCGCAGCUCGUGUCGUUCCAAGACGCUGUGAAGGAUGCAAAAUGGUUUGCAACCAACAGACAGCGUAUGGUUAAGCAGAAAGGAGUCUUGCUACAGAGAAUGGAGGUCUUUCGCAAUGUUAACCAGGUUGUGCGAGAAAGGCUGAACCAGCUUAUGGAUGAGGAGACUGAUCGGAUUGAUGCAAGCACCAAGAUUGAUGCUUUGCUGACUAAGCUUCUGCAAAUGGAACGUGAAAAUGAGCUCCUAAAAGGUGACCUUGGUGUAACAGAAAGACGAGCAGAGGAGCUCAUGUAUCUGCAGCAAAAAGAGCAGGAAAACAUCAAAAGUGCUCUGAACAUAGCAAAGUCUGCAGAGGGCACCCGAGCCCGUAUACAGGGCCAGCUACGCAACAAGGAGGCAGAAAACAAUCGACUGACUGUACAAGUGCGGACUCUAGAUCGAACCGUGACUCAACAAAAGGCCGAGGUAGACGACUUGAAAUCAUUCCUGGCCGCUCUGACGGAGCAGACCUCGCAGGAAAAGGAGGCCCUCAAGAAGGCCUCGAGGGCGCACAAGCAAAAAGCCGAGCGAUUGGAGGCCGCCGUCAACAAGUGCUCCAGCGAGCUAAAGGAAAAGGAGACCCUGCUGUCAACACUACAAGAAAACAAAGAAUCAUGGAAGCUGGAGAAGGAGCAGCUUACUCAGGAAAAUUCCAAACUAAAAGCUCAAGUGGAGUUCCUGCAGAAGCAGUUAACUGUUAUCCUGGUGAAGCGGCAGAAGGAGAUGGAGCGGCAGACGACAACGGUGAAGGAGAGUGAUUGGGAGAAGGAAUGGGAGAGGGAAUGGGAGGAAAAGAUGAAUGAAAGAAAAGAGGACGAGGAGGAGAAAUGGGAGGAAAAGAUGAGAGGAAGAAAGGAGCCAGAGGUGAAGAAACGGGAGGAAAAGAUGAAUGAAAGAAAAGAGGACGAGGAGGAGAAAUGGGAGGAAAAGAUGAGAGGAAGAAAGGAGCCAGAGGUGAAGAAACGGGAGGAAAAGAUGAAUGAAAGAAAAGAGGACGAGGAGGAGAAAUGGGAGGAAAAGAUGAGAGGAAGAAAGGAGCCAGAGGUGAAGAAACGGGAGGAAAAGAAGAAUGAAAGGAAAGAGGAAGUGGAUGAGAAAUGGGAGGAAAAGAUGAAAGAAAGAAAGGAGCAAGAGGUGAAAAAAUGGGAGGAAAAAACGAGUGAAAGGAAGACACAGGAGAUGAAGAAAUGGGAGGAAAAGAUGAAUGAAAGGAAAGAGGAAGAAGAGGAAAAGUGGGAGGAAAAGAUGAAUGAAAGGAAGGAGCCAGAGGUGAAGAAAUGGGAGGAAAAGAUGAAUGAAAGGGAAGAGGUGAAGAAAUGGGAGGAAAAGAUGCGUGAAAGGAAAGAGGAGGAGGAAUGGGAGGAAAAGAUGAAUGAAAGAAAGGAGCCAGAGGUCAAGAAAUGGGAGGAAAAGACAAACGAAAGGAAAGAGGAAGAGGAGGAUAAAUGGGAGGAAAAGAUGCGUGAAAGGAAAGAGGAGGAGGAAUGGGAGGAAAAGACGAAUGAAAGAAAAGAGGAAGAGGAGGAUAAAUGGGAGGAAAAGUUACAUGAAAGAAAGGAGCCAGAGGUGAAGAAACGGGAGGAAAAGAUGAAUGACAGGGAAGAGGAAGAAGAGAAAUGGAAGGAAAAGAAUGAAAGAAAAGAGGAAGAGGAGGAUGAUUGGGAGGAAAAUAUACAUGAAAGAAAGGAGCCAGAGGUGAAGAAACGGGAGGAAAAGAUGAAGCAAAGGAAAGAGGAAGAAGAGAAAUGGAAGGAAAAGAAUGAAAGAAAGGAGCCAGAGGUGAAGAAAUGGGAGGAUAGGAUGAAUGAAAGGAGAGAGGAAGAGGAGAGAUGGAAGGAAAAGAAUGAAAGAAAGGAGCCAGAGGUGAAGAAAUGGGAGAAGAUGAAUGAAAGAAAAGAGGAAGAAGAGAAAUGGAAGGAAAAGAUGAGUGAAAGAAAGGAGCCAGAGGUGAGAAAAUUGGUGAAUGAAAGAAAAGAGGAAGAAGAGGAGAAAUGGAAGGAAAAGAUGAGUGAAAGAAAGGAGCCAGAGGUGAGGAAAUGGGAGGAAAAAAUGAAUGAAAGGAAAGAGGAAGAGGAGGAGAAAUGGAAGGAAAAGAUGAAUGAAAGAAAGGAGCCAGAGGUGAAGAAAUGGGAGGAAAAGAUGAAUGAAAGAAAGGAGCCAGAGGUGAAGAAAUGGGAGAAGAUGAAUGAAAGAAAAGAGGAAGAAGAGGAGAAAUGGAAGGAAAAGAUGAGUGAAAGAAAGGAGCCAGAGGUGAGGAAAUGGGAGGAAAAAAUGAAUGAAAGGAAAGAAGAAGAGCAGGAUAGAUGGGAGGAAAAGAUGAAUGAAAGAAAGGAGCCAGAGGUGAAGAAAUGGGAGGAAAAGAUGAAUGAAAGAAAGGAGCCAGAGGUGAAGAAAUGGGAGAAGAUGAAUGAAAGAAAAGAGGAAGAAGAGGAGAAAUGGAAGGAAAAGAUGAGUGAAAGAAAGGAGCCAGAGGUGAGGAAAUGGGAGGAAAAAAUGAAUGAAAGGAAAGAAGAAGAGCAGGAUCGAUGGGAGGAAAAGAUGAAUGAAAGAAAGGAGCCAGAGGUGAAGAAAUGGGAGGAAAAAAAGUAUGAAAGAAAAGAGGAAGAGGUGAAGAAAUGGGAAGAAAAGAUGCAUGAGAGGACGCAAGAGGAGAAAGAGCAGGACAAGGAGUUUGGAAUGGAGGAAGACCAGAGGAAGGAAGAAGUGACAUUUGGGGAGAGGGACAGGGGCAGAUCUGCGAAGGUGAUGGAAGACACCUCAGAAAGGGUGGAGUGGCAAGACCAGAAGGAGGAGAAGUAUGAGACCAACGCGCGACUCAAUGAUAUGACCAGGCAGCUCGAGAGACUCCGAGUGGAAAAGGAACAGUACAGCGCCAGUAACGCCACGCUCAAGCUGUCCGUUGCCAAGUUGGAAAAGCAGCUUGCUGAAUGCGAGGCGGCCUUGGUCAAACAGAAGAGUUUGUUGAAUGAAAAGGACAGAAUACUUGAACGGCAGCUUGAUGAACAUGAUGCGGCUUUGGUCCACUUUCAGGUUGCAGAGCUUGAAGCGGAGUUGAACAAGGUUAAGCUCCAAUACAAAAAUGUGUCACAGGAGCUUGAUCAAGUGAAACUUGAAGUUGCAAAAGCUGAUACGGUGAGGCAGGAGCUGCAGUCCCGUGUCGAUGAGCUGCAGAAUUUGACCGAAACGUUGAGGGAGUCUGAGGUGCAGCUGCUCGCAUGCCAGAAGAAUCUGCAAACCUCUGAGUCGAAGUGCUCAGAGCAGGCAGAGGCCAUAGAGAAGCUUCAGAAUGAGCUGCAGAGUCAAGAGAAUUUGGUAAGAUCGGCUGGUGAGCUUCAAGCAUCAGCUGAGGAGCAGAAAUCAAAACUGCAAGAGCAAGUGGACACCCUGCAAGAGAAGCUGGACCAGCUGAGUCAAGAGAAGCUGGAGUUAGAACAGAAACUGGAGGCCAAAGAAGAAGCUCUACGCCUCAGCAGCCACCAGCUGGAGCAACACGCGUCUGAAUGCCAAUCGCUCAAUGAUCAACUAGCUAAAUGCUCAGCCGACAUGUUGAAUAUGAAAGAACAGGUGAAAAAUGCCAAUGAGAAAGUUUUGUCCAAAGAAGUGGCCCUUGAGACCAGCGUCAAAGAGCUGAGGGUUCUCCGUCAGACCAGGAUGGCGUCGGAGAAGCAGUUGCAGACACGUGUGAAAGAUUUGCAGUUGAGCCUGGAGAAGUGUGAAAGACACAAGAAGAGUAUUCAGAACUAUGUGGACUUCCUCAGGACCUCAUACAUUAUGAUAUUCGAAGAUCAAAUAUUUUGGUCUUCCACUUGCAUGAAAUGA